This is a messenger RNA of Cylicostephanus goldi, 978 nucleotides long. Lineage: Eukaryota; Metazoa; Nematoda; Chromadorea; Rhabditida; Strongylidae. The record is from the annotation of a GenBank genome assembly.
UCGAAAUCUUAUAAACCCUAUUUUGGGUGGACGGUGCCUAUAAAGGUUUCAAAGUUAUUACCAUUUGCAAACUUCAAUUGGAAGGCAUUGCUUACAGAUGAUCCUUGCUUUCGACGUUAUGUUGACUGUAUCAUUGUGAACGCCCAGCCUUAUGAGCGAAGGCUCAUUGUCUCGAAAGUCAGACGGGAACAUACACUUGUCUGCGACCUAUUCGCGCAUGUUGGAGAUCAAGCUCCAGCUCGUUUGCUCAAAUUUCAGACUCGCGAUUAUUUUGAACCCACUCAUGCCUAUCAUUUCGUAGCACGUGCAUCACAGCUGGAUCGUCGAGAAAACUUUGAAGAAGCGGUGAAAACGGUAGAGACGGAAUCUCUCAUUGAGCAGAAGUUCUUCGAUAAGACCCCGCAACCUCCGCCAUAUUGUCCGCCAGGGAAAAGAAUUAGUUUUCUCCAAACCGAAGGAUUUGAGCUCUAUAAUAACGACGAGAUCAUCUUAGCAGUGAACAGUGUAACUGAAUGCAUCUCAGCUUGUGAAAGAAAUCAGAUUUCUGGACAAACGCUUGACUGCAGAUCAUUUGACUACUCUGAUUCGACCUGCUCUUUCUCCAAAGAAACGGCUGUGCCAGUUGGGAACGGCCAACUGAAGCAACGCAAUGAUACCACUUAUUACGAAAAGAUUUGCGUGGCAGAGAACUGUGAGCCAACAUUUGUGCGUUUUCCACAAAUGGUCUUAGUCGGUUUCGCUGAAGCUGUAGCUGAUGCGACCACAUUCGAGGCUUGUUUCGAAUACUGUAUGGAGAGUCAAUCAAGAUUUGGAUUCAACUGCUCCAGUGGGAUGUAUUUUUUCGAGGAGGCACAACUGAACUGCAUUUUGAACUCGGAAGAUCGACACACUCAAAGUGAAUUGUUUGCUGAAGAAAACACGGACAUUGUCGAUUAUUUCGAGAUCGGCUCAACUCGUCCGCGAAUACGAUCAGCUAAG